GAUAACAAACCAUUGACAACCAUUAGUAAGGGAAUAUUCAACGAGCCAACUGUCCUCCUGCUAAAUUAUCAAAAUGCGUGAAAUUGUACACCUCCAGGCUGGACAGUGCGGCAACCAGAUUGGUGCCAAGUUCUGGGAAGUCAUCUCGGAUGAACAUGGUGUUGACCCCACCGGCACAUACCACGGAGACUCAGAUCUUCAGUUGGAGAGAAUCAACGUAUACUACAAUGAAGCCACCGGAGGCAAGUACGUUCCACGUGCCGUUUUGGUGGAUCUUGAGCCAGGAACCAUGGACUCCGUGAGGUCCGGACCUUUCGGACAGAUCUUCAGACCAGACAACUUCGUCUUUGGUCAGAGUGGUGCUGGAAACAACUGGGCUAAGGGACAUUAUACAGAAGGUGCAGAACUUGUAGACUCUGUUCUUGACGUUGUGCGAAAAGAAGCUGAAAGCUGUGACUGUCUUCAGGGAUUCCAGCUAACACAUUCCCUCGGUGGUGGAACUGGAUCUGGUAUGGGCACGCUCAUGAUCAGCAAAAUCCGUGAGGAAUACCCAGACAGGAUCAUGAACACAUUCUCCGUCGUGCCAUCUCCAAAAGUAUCAGACACAGUUGUUGAGCCAUACAAUGCCACCCUCUCCGUCCAUCAGCUCGUUGAAAACACUGAUGAAACGUACUGUAUUGACAAUGAAGCUCUUUAUGACAUCUGCUUCCGUACCCUGAAGCUCACCACCCCAACAUACGGAGAUCUCAACCAUCUCGUCUCUGCCACCAUGUCCGGAGUCACCACCUGCCUCCGAUUCCCUGGUCAGUUGAACGCCGAUUUGAGGAAGCUUGCCGUCAACAUGGUACCUUUCCCACGUCUUCACUUCUUCAUGCCCGGAUUCGCCCCACUCACCUCCCGAGGAAGCCAGCAGUACCGUGCCCUCACCGUCCCAGAGCUCACCCAGCAGAUGUUCGAUGCCAAGAACAUGAUGGCUGCCUGCGACCCACGCCAUGGCCGUUACCUCACCGUUGCUGCCAUGUUCCGUGGCCGCAUGUCCAUGAAGGAGGUUGACGAACAGAUGUUGAACGUCCAGAACAAGAACAGCAGCUACUUCGUCGAAUGGAUCCCCAACAACGUCAAGACUGCCGUCUGUGACAUCCCACCACGUGGUCUUAAGAUGUCCGGAACCUUCAUCGGUAACAGCACUGCCAUCCAGGAGCUGUUUAAGCGUAUCUCCGAGCAGUUCACCGCUAUGUUCCGUCGUAAGGCUUUCUUGCAUUGGUACACUGGUGAGGGCAUGGAUGAGAUGGAGUUCACUGAAGCCGAAUCCAACAUGAACGACUUGGUGUCUGAAUACCAACAGUACCAAGACGCAACCGCCGAGGAGGAGGGUGAAUUCGACGAAGAGGAGGAAGAAGAAGCAGAGGCUAAUUAGCUGAAUUUGACCAAAUCCUUUGUGAACAAAUAAAAAGCCAAAACUUGUGAAUUCACGUUGACAAUACUCAGCAAUCCUCUAAUAAACUUAUGUCCUUAUAAAGAUUCUAAAACGAAAAUAUUUUCUUGGUGGUCCCUUUUGUCAAUUUGAUAAACUGUGUCGUUAUAAAAGGAAAUGAUGUUGCCUUUAUCAUCAACGCUAUCGUCAUUCAAUCCAAGCAAUGUUAAAGCAUUUUGGUGUUAUACAGUUGUUUUAUAUAUUGAUAUUUUAAUCAAUAUAAUAGAAGUUAGAUACCUGCAAUUUGUAUUUUUCACAGUCAAUACAUUUUGAAAUUUUGGUGGAAAA
This is a messenger RNA of Lineus longissimus, 1762 nucleotides long. RefSeq names its product tubulin beta-4B chain-like. The transcript has 4 exons. Gene Ontology annotation, cellular component: microtubule; cytoplasm. The record is from RefSeq and is a predicted model, not a curated record. Gene Ontology annotation, molecular function: GTP binding; structural constituent of cytoskeleton; GTPase activity. Gene Ontology annotation, biological process: mitotic cell cycle; microtubule cytoskeleton organization. Lineage: Eukaryota; Metazoa; Nemertea; Pilidiophora; Heteronemertea; Lineidae. The coding region runs from base 74 to 1417 and encodes 447 amino acids.